AGUUAUCGUAGAUUCACGAAACUCUGAACCAGCAUAUCUCAAUGAAGAGAGGGUGCUCCUGCUAUUUCCGAAUGAAACUCAUACUGGAGUGUCUUGGAUGCCAAAGAAAAAUAGUUCCCAAUAUCUCUUGAGCCUCAACCCACCUGAUACAAAAGACAGUUCUCAAUACAUAGAUGGCGCAUAUAUAAUGGGACCCAUCUCAGCCGAGUUCCAUGGACUUAUUUCUGGAAAACCCUACAAUAUAUCGGUUAGAAGUCUGUCGAAAUGGGAAGAAUUCCAUCCUACUACCAUACAGUAUCACCCAAGGCCAUUGGGACCAGCAACAAUUGAUAUUGAUGAUGAUCUUAUAUCGACAGAAUCAUUUGUAACAAGAUGGUCGGAACCACCUGAAAGAACUGUUUUUGAUGGAUAUCACGUUCAACUCAUUCAUCCCACUUCUUCAAGGAAAUCCCCCACAGAAGUGCCCAUCAGGAAAAAUGGAACCAGAUCCUGGAAGUUUGAUGAACUGACUCCUGGUGAGAGUUAUCUCAUGAAGAUAUCCACAGUUUCUGGAAAUUUGUCUUCAUGGCCAGUUGAAGCAAAUGUCACACUGAAACCACUUCCAGUUAUGUUCCUUGGAAUGAGUGGUGAAGAUAAUCGCAUGAUCUGGAUAAAUUGGGAACCCAACCCUGUGAGUAUUCAGGAUCGGUAUUUUGUUUGUUUCAAACACGAAAGAGAUCUGAAUCAAACAUGUUCGUUUGAAGUAAGCCAGAAAUUGCUCAUUACCGAUUUGGCUCCAUGUUCUAAUAACACGGUGGUAGUAACUGUUCUCUCUGGCAAAAUGCGUUCUGAAAAUCGGACCCUACACUUCAUUGCACAGCCCAUUCCACCUACCAAAGGCAACAUAUUCGUCGAGGAUGAUAGUAUGAGUGUCGAGUGGAAAUCUCCAUAUGAGCAGUUCGAGAUCAAGUGGAAGAGUAAUGUUCGAGAACAAAAAGAGAAUCGAACAAUUUGGAAACAUUCGGCUCUCAUAUCCAAUAUUUUUCCUGGGGCUUCAUACACAAUCGAGAUCAAAGCAAUUUGUCGUAAAACCAGGAGCGAGCCAUUGAGACUACGAUAUGUAGUGAGUCCAAAACCUCCAGAGGAACUGAAAAUCAUGCAAAUUGAUGAGAAAGCGAUCGAAGUCGAUUGGAAAGCACCAAAUGAGUCACUGGCUACUGGAUAUUAUCUGAAAUUAAAAGCUGAAACCAGUUAUAUCUGGAAAGAAUUCCAUUACGUGCAGCCUCGUUCAUUGAUCAAUGAACUGAUACCUGGUGAUGAAUAUAUUUUCGAACUCCGUACUGAAGUAUUCGAUACAAGAAGUGAUGCAUCACUGCAGGCCAGAUUGAGAUUAGCACCUCUACCUGUGAAUGUCCUGAAUGUAUGCUCACGUUCGACAAAUACUGUCAAGGUAUGUUGGCUAUCGAAUGAUGAUAGUAUUCAAGACAGAUUUUCCAUAUUGUUGGAAUAUUCCCAUGAAGAUUACGAUGAAGCACUAUUGAUGGAAUCAAGAAGAAAUUUCGUCGUAUUGGAUGAAUUACAUCAGGGAAGACUUCAUAAUGUGACUGUUACAGCUUGGUCUGCAAACAAGGAAUCAGUUGGAAGAUCACUGACAUUCACCGCGUAGUCAUCGCGAAAAUGUUCAUCUGAUGAUACAUUCUUAGUGAGUGUGCACUGUGAAUAAAGAGAUAACAAAUAUUCCUGAAAUAUCC
This is a messenger RNA of Phaedon cochleariae (mustard beetle), 1730 nucleotides long. Lineage: Eukaryota; Metazoa; Arthropoda; Insecta; Coleoptera; Chrysomelidae. The record is from the annotation of a GenBank genome assembly.